AAGCUCCGAGCUGAUAGAGUCUUAGAUCUGGCAGAACAAAGAACCGAUGCAGCAGUACUGGAGGCCCGGGGAGCGUGCUCCACAGCUCCCAUACGACAAGGAGAUCGGCGGCUCAGAGGAGCCGCCAAGCGUCGUGUGGAAUACAAACAAGAACCUCUCCCUCGAUGAGCAGAGAAGACGCCUGCCCGUCUUCAGACACCGUAGGACGCACACACACACAGACAGACAGACAGACAGACAUACAAGACAUUGGCAGACAGAUGCACGUGACGCUGUGCACUGCCAAACAGGUCUGUCCAUCUUGUGGGCGCUGGAGAAACACCGCGUGGUCAUCUUGGUGGGCCAGACGGGAUGCGGCAAGUCCACACGUGAGCACACUCACAGAGAGAGAGAUUGGCCGGCCACGUGUGCAUCGCCAUCCUCUGUGUGUGUGUGUCUGUCUGUCUGUGUGCGCCAUGUAUUGUCCGCAGAGGUGCCUCAGUACCUGUGCGAGGCUGGGUGGACGUCCCACGGGCGUCGCAUAGGCGUGACGGUGCCCCGCCGCAUCGCUGCCAUGACAAUUGCAAGCAGGGUGGCCCAGGAGAUGGGCGUCAAGCUCGGCAGAGAGGUGCGUGGCCACCGUGCAGCCCAGCCCCCACACACCACACCCACUCACCCACUCACUACACGCCCACCGACCCAAGUGUCUGUCAGCCCAGCCACAUGUUGGUUGCAAGCUAUGUGUGUGGUGGUGUGGUGGCAUGCCAGGUGGGCUAUAGCAUUCGGUUCGACGACCAGACGACUGCGGGGGUGACGCGGAUCCAGUACAUGACGGACGGGCUGCUGCUGCGGGAGAUGAUAUCGGACCCCCUGCUGUCGGCCUACAGCCUCCUCAUCGUCGAUGACGCCCACGACCGCACAAUACAGACGGACCUCCUCCUGGGCCUCCUCAAGAAGUCAGUGAGUGACACACCUCAAGAAGCUGACACUUGCCGGCACUAUUGCAGCCAUUCUGCCUGUGUGUAUGUGUGUGUGUGUGUGUGUGUGUGUCAGGGUGAUGAAGAAGAGGCAGCACCUCCGUCUGAUCAUCUCGUCGGCCACACUCGAUGCUCAGGUGGACCCUGCAAACCCUCGACAAAUGAAUGCGCCAUCCCUCCCACCCUCUCACCCUCCCUCCCUCCCUCUCUCGCUGUCUGUCUGUGUGUGUGUCAGGCCCUGAAGGCCUUCUUCACUGACAGCGCGGCAGACGCAGAGGACACCCCCGAGAAGCCGUCGAAAUGGUCGUCUCGGUGGGACCAGCCGACCGGCUCCGCUGACUCGCGCAAAAGGAAGAGAGGCAGCGACAGGGGCAUAGGGGGCGGGGGAGGGGGCGGUGGGUGCGUGGUGUUGUCCGUGGAGGGCCGCACCCACCCAGUGGAGGUCGAGUACCUCUCAGAGCCCUGCAAGGACUACGUCGAGGCCGCCGUCAAAACAGGUGCCUUCGUGGAUGAGUGGGUGGAUGGACGGAUGCAUCGACAUGAGUGUGUCAAUAUGUGUGUGUUCCUGUGUGUGUGUGUGCAGUGAUAGACAUCCACGAGCAUGAGAGGGACGGUGACGUGUUGGUGUUCCUCACUGGGCAGGAGGAGAUCGAGGCCGCCGUCGAUGCCAUCAGGGAGGCCGCCCGGCACCUGAAGAACCGCACCCCACAGAGCCUACACGUCCACCCCCUAUACGCAGGUAGGCUACCUACACACACACACAUCCAUCCAUCCAUCCAUCGGUUGUCUGUGCACUUGUGUGCUGGUCAUUGCUGGAUGGAUGGAUCGAUCGAUCAGCCCUUCCUGCGGAUCGUCAGCUGGCGGCCUUCGCCCCGCCGCCGCGGUCGGUGCGCAAGGUGGUUGUGAGCACCAACCUGUGCGAGGCCUCCGUCACCAUCGACGGCAUCGUCUUUGUCGUCGACCCUUGCUACGUCAAAGCCAAGGCCGCAGACGCUAACUCGGGCGUCAGCUACCUCGUCGUGGCUCCCACCUCACAGGCAUCCGCCACACAACGUGCCGGCAGGGCCGGCCGCACACAGCCAGGUGAGCCCCUCCCCUCCCAAGACACACAGAGAGAGCCCAGAUGAGCUCAAUAAUCUUUUUGUCUCCCUCCCUCUGUCUGUCUGUCUGUGUGUCGGACUUCCGUCAGGCAAGUGUUACCGGCUGCUGCGCGAGGCGGAUUUCUCGCGUCUGCUGCCCCGGCAGACGGUGCCGGAGAUCAUGCGGACCGACCUGACGUCGGCCCUGCUCUACCUCAAGUGCCUGGGCAUCGACAACCUCGUCAGCUUCGAAUUCGUCAGCCCCCCCUCUCUAGCCGCAUACACCAGGGCGCUCGAGAGCCUCUAUGCCCUGGGCGCCCUCGACGACAAAGGCAAGCUGGUGGUGCCGCUGGGUGUGCGGAUGGCCGAGCUGCCACUGACGCCCGAGGUGAAUCGGAUGCUGCUGCUGUCGACAGAGGAGGGGUAUGGGUGUGCGGAGGAGGCGCUGAUCAUGGCUGCCAUGACGUCGGUCAAGUCGCCGUGGAUCGCCACGCGCAAGAAGGACUACCUGGAGCUGUGCAAGCUGAGCCUGGGGGUGGCUGAGGGGGACCUCCUGACCUACUUCAACAUGUACCAGCAGUACUUCUUCCACACGUCAGAGGAAUCCGACGACACGGGAUGGGCCGGCAGGUCAGUCCAUCCAUCCAUCCCUCCCUCCCUCCCUCCGCAGUGACCUUACCUUUUCUGUGUGCCGUGUGCUGCAUGGCAUGGGGUGUCUUUCUGGUGCGUUGGUGCGUGUGUUCCUAUGUCACUCAGGCACAUGGUGCACGGCCCGACCAUCCUCCGCGCGCGGGACAUCCGCAACCAGCUGGAGAAGCACCUGCGCCGAUAUAAACUCCCCAUCGUAAGCAUCGCAUUUAUCGCAUGUGUCGACGGUUGGUGGUUGGCUGGCUCGCUGGUUCAUUCUUUCUCUCUCUCUUGUCAGUCGAGUGGUGGCCAGGACACGCCGAGGAUCGCCCGGCUGGUGGCGGCCUCGCUGUUCAUCAAUGCGGCGCAGAACCAGGGCAACGGCAAAUACGUCCUCUGCAGAAGGUAAGCUCCCAUAGACUCACACACAUAAAGGAUGAUGGAACACGUGUGUGUGGUUGUGUGUGUGUGUGUUGAUAGUCCGCUGUCCUCCCCCGUCAUGUCGAUUCACCCCUCGUCCGUGCUCGUGUCCGCGCAGCCGCCGUGGGUGGUCUUCCAAGAGGUCAGCAGCGCCGCCAGUGACCAUUAUUCCCAUGCAUUCACACGUACACACACAUCGCUCUCUCUCUCUCUCUCUCUGAUGCUUGCGUGCGUGGGUGUGCGUGUGUGUGUGGUGGAUGCAGGCGGUGUUCAGUGGGGACACCCCGUACAUGCAGGGCGUCACGGCCAUCGACCCGCGGUCAGUCAAACAACCAACCAAUCGGCCGGCCAGCCAGCCCCAGAGCCUUGUCUGUCUGUCUGUCUGUCUGUGUUUAUGCGCGUGUAGGUGGCUGUCGGCCGUCGCGCCACAUUACUUCCACAUGAAUCUGCAGCGGGACGGCCGGUGAGACGUUCAUGUUGUGCGUGUGGGUGUGUGGGUGUGAUGGGAUACAUGGCCGGCCGGCCUUUUGCGGAGAGGAUUUGUGCAU
Vitrella brassicaformis is the source of this 3630-nucleotide messenger RNA. The record is from the annotation of a GenBank genome assembly. Lineage: Eukaryota; Vitrellaceae.